AACAAAGACAUCUGACCGUACACUGGCACAAAGUCACAAAGUCACAAAGGACAACCCAGAAGAAAAUCAUGAUCAUGCUGAUCAAUUGGCAAAACAAUCCCUGACGUCACCGAACCCUCUCUCCACCACCUUGACCAACUACAUCAACAAUCCGAACUUAAUCAUUUACAAAGCUUAUGAUAUGGAGAUCACACAGAACAUCAAAAAAGCCAUCAACAAAAUCCAACAAGCCAGACAGACAAUAAAAAUCUCAUCACCACACACCUGGAAAACAAUGCCAACACCUUUGGACUUGGGAAGCCAGCAAAAAGAUAAACAAAAAAACAGCACGACCUCGCAAUCCCACGAGCACAGUUAG
Acaulospora colombiana is the source of this 358-nucleotide messenger RNA. NCBI's taxonomy places the organism in Eukaryota, Fungi, Glomeromycota, Glomeromycetes, Diversisporales, Acaulosporaceae. The record is from the annotation of a GenBank genome assembly.